Messenger RNA from Paramormyrops kingsleyae, 1689 nucleotides. RefSeq names its product transmembrane 4 L six family member 4 (gene tm4sf4). The record is from RefSeq and is a predicted model, not a curated record. Lineage: Eukaryota; Metazoa; Chordata; Actinopteri; Osteoglossiformes; Mormyridae. Gene Ontology annotation, cellular component: membrane.
UUACCAAAUUCAGGCACAUUGAAAUUCACGAAUUGCACCUCCCAUUGUGUGUGUAUUAGGCAUUUUUAAGUCAACAAUUCAUAAAUAUUCAGGAGACAUCAUCCAUGACAUCACCCUAACUUUUGUUUGUAAAACAAUACGGAUUAGCAAGGAAUACUCUACUUAGUCUAUUCUGUUUCUUAGCAAUAUAUGUGGUAUACUACAUACAGCUCUGGAUUCGACAGCUUACAACUGAUAAACACAUUAAAGAACAAACUAAUAAGUAAAUAGAUAGAUAGAUAGAUAGAUAGAUAGAUAGAUAAAAUAAAACAGAUUUUCAGCGUAGAACUGCUGCAAUGGUUCAAGGCAAGACAUUUAUCCAUUUACGUAAAUAUGCAAGAUGGAGAAAUAGGAUUGUCGUAUAUUUAAAUAUUAAAAUACAGGAAGAUUUCCGGUUUCUGCAGGGCCAGUGUAGCAAGUCUUCAUCAAACAAACGAAGUGUUUUGUUAAUGUGAUUGGUUCAGCUAACAGAAAACUGUGAUACUAUGAUUUUUAAACAAGCUAUAAGUCAAAAGCAUCCUAUUGGGCUCCACGCAGGGAUUUUGCAACCAAGCUCUGGGGAUUCCAGCUUUUUGGUAUUGUGAAUAUUAACCAUACAAUGGCUUGACAGAUGCAACAAACUUAGUAGAAGAUUAACCAAGAUAACUAGCCACCUGCCACAGAGGGAGACUGGGUUGAUCAUUAAGAUUGAAUGAACGACAUCACAUGACUGUGGCUUUAUAAGGCCCAUCCUGCCCAGGUGACCAUCCCCAGAACAUCCUGGCUUCGCGAGCAGCGCAGGACUCGUCGAACCAUGUGCACCGGCGGCUUUGCCAAAUGCCUUGGGAUCAGCCUCAUCCCGCUGGCUGUCCUCUGCAUCCUCUGCAACAUCCUGCUCUUCUUUCCCGGCGGCGUACCUGCCGACGACAGCACACACAUCACCGAUGAGGUCUUUUACUUAGGCGGCAUUAUUGGCUCAGGAUUUCUGAUGAUCUUCCCAGCCCUCGUCUUCCUGGGCCUGAAGAACAACGACUGCUGCGGUUGCUGUGGCAACGAGAGCUGCGGGAAGCGCUUUGCGAUGUUUACUUCCAUCAUCUUUGCUGCGGUGGGCAUCCUAGGGGCGGGGUACUCUGUAAUAGUCUCCUCUGUGGCCAUAAACCAAGGGCCGAAAUGUGCCACAGCAUCACACAACUGGACCUACCCGUUCAGCAAUGGCAACUACCUGAGUAACCACUCGUCAUGGGACUCGUGCGAGAGUCCAGACGGCAUCGUGUCCUGGCACCUCACCCUGUUCUCCCUGCUGCUGGUGACGGGCAUCGUGCAGGUGGCGCUGUGUGCAAUGCAGACCAUCAACGGCCUCAUCGGAACCAUCUGUGGAGACUGCUGCGGGGGAUCUGGCUGAUGAACAUCUUUAGAGAGACACUACAAGUUGGCUUAUUGUACCAGCACAAUCACAGAGGGUUUAAGUUUUUUGAUAGCGAAUAUAUAUAUAUAUAUACACACAUUUACAGAGUAUUUUCUUAUUUUCAUUUAGAGGUAUAAAUAUUGAGUUUCAGUUAAUACUCAGCCCUGAAACACUGCUUACCUGCACUAAUUACCAAAAACGCUUCUAAUCCAUAAAUAAACCUCUACCUUUUCAAAACCAAAUGGCUUCAUGCCUCUAAUGUUUUU